GAACCAUCAGAUUGCGGUAUACCUGCUCGCCACAAACCACAAGGCGCGACGCUGCACGCCAUUUCGAGAUCCCGCAUCAGUCCUCCUUGCCACCUGCAUCUCGGCUGUGCCUUCGCCUGACCCCACACUAAGAACGACCAGCGGCCAGGCCAGGCAAUCAAAAGAUCACCGGCUUAUUCCCACAGCUGCGCUACUGCCGGCCGCAAUUCGGACGUCUUCUCUUCUGGCAACAUGGGGCGGCGAUAACUGCACAGGAGAAGUCCAUCCCCAGUGCUGCCCGUCCGAGUUGCUCAGCCCCCAAGUUCCGGCAGUUCCGGUGCGUCCCGUUCCUGGGACUGGACGGUAAUAAUAGCAUACGCAGAGUCGGCGGCUACACUGCCUGCCCUGCGAACGAACUCCCCGCGGUCGCGAACAUCGAUCGCUUGCCCAUUGCUACCAGCAAGGCCUGCGGCUCCGUCGAUCGACCUCCGAACUUGGCGAUCACCACCGUAAUCGAUUCUUAGUGUGCCGACCGCCUCGAAGGCGACUCUUUUUACCAUGGACCCUAUGCAUUCGGGCUUUCAGAUGCCCAUCCCGCCGCCCCCGUUGAUGAACCAGCCGCCCCAGAUCUUUGGUGGUUACAACGAACAUGGACUUCCGAUCCCGCAAUUACCCCCCGACCUCCUCGCCGCACAGAUGUUUGGCGAUCAUGGGCUGCUGGAAGAUACGAACGAAGCCAAGAGACGGAGGAUCGCGAGGGCAUGCGACAUGUGCAGGAAGAAGAAGAUCAAAUGCGAUGGCAAGCUCCCGGCCUGCACACAUUGUACCAACUACAAAACGGAGUGCGUCUUUACGCAAGUUGAGAAGAAACGGAAUCCUCCCAAGGGGGCCAAGUAUAUCGAAGGACUCGAAAACCGGUUGGGGCGCAUGGAACACCUGUUGAGGCUAUCAGGCUUGCUCAGCGAAGACGACGACGGCGCUACUGAUCUCGGGACGCUGGAGAAGAAGCUUGCGGAAAAGCACCAGCAGUCAAGGCAGGCUUCCCAGGCUGCCUCCGACCCUACGUCACCGUCGCACCCGGCGUCAGGUCCGGAUGCCAGUGGCUCGACCCCUCACAGCUCGCUAGCAACCCCAGAGCCUGCCAAGGAUGGCGAGAAGAGGAGGUCUGCCACGCCCGAGAAAGAGCAUCAGGAUGACGAGCAAGAAGAGGUUGCCGAACUCUCCGAGAUGAUGUGCUCCCUAGUUACCAACAACUAUGGCGAGACGCGGUAUAUCGGCUCGUCGUCUGGCUUCUCCAUCUUCUCUCCGAAAGGGAUACAGUGGGUCAACGAGAAGAUGGGGGAUACGUCGUUCCAGCAAAUGAUCUCGGACGUCUCCAUCGACGACCACAAGUGGACUGCUUGGAAGCCUGAUGUCUUCGGCGAUCUCUUCCGCCGUACCAUCUUCAGGGAGCUGCCCCCAAAGCCCGAGGCGCUGUCGCUGCUCGUGGACUACUUCGAGAACUUCAACUGCAUGUUUCCCCUUUUUCAUCAGCCGACCUUCAUGCAUCUAGUGGAGAGGCAGUACUCGAACGAUCCCUAUACCGGAUCCGGGUGGUGGGCCAGUCUGAACGUUGCCCUGGCCAUUGCCCACCGUCUGCGGGUGAUGAGCAACCUUGUACCACAAGAGGAGGACGAGAAGGCUUGGGGUUACAUGAAGAAUGCGAUGGCGGUCUUCUCCGAGUUGACAAUGCGCAACACCGACCUGCUCAGCGUGCAGGGCUUGCUGGGCAUGGCUUUGUUCCUACAGGGAACCCCGAAUCCUCAGCCAUCCUCCCUGCUCAUAGCCACGGCAAUCCGGUUGUCGCAUAGCAUCGGUCUCCACAAGCGCGGGACCGGCUUCAACCUGAACCCGAUUGAGAUCGAGCAGCGCAAGAGGGUGUUUUGGAUCGCGUACAUGCUGGACAAGGAUUUGUGCCUUCGAUCCGGCAGGCCACCCGCCCAGGACGACGACGACAUGAACGUGGAGCUUCCCGAUGCCGACCCUGCGGACGGCAUCGGCAAUAUUCCGUUGGCCGAUGGGAAAGGCAAGAUGAACCUGUUUAGGGUCAUGUGCGAACUAGCCAUUGUCGAGAGCAAGGUGUACAAGAGGCUGUACUCGACAAAAGCGACCAAACAAUCGGAUGGCGAACUGCUGAACACGAUCGGCGAGCUAGACAAGGAGCUAGAAGACUGGAAGGAUCGUAUCCCCAUCGAUUUCCGCCCCGAACACGAGAUCAAGGCGUCUCACACUCCGCUCAUCCUCCACAUCGUCAUGUUGCAUUUCAACUACUACAACUGCCUCACCACUAUCCACCGGAUGUCCAUCCAUCACGGCUACUGGACCAGCCGUCUCUCCAACUACGCUAUUCAGGGGCGCAACACCAGACCACUGAAUCCGCGCAUCUUCUCGUCGGCGGCACUGUGCACGUCCGCUGCUCGUGCCUCAAUAUCUCUGCUUAAGUACAUACCGCAAGGCGAUUUCUCCUGUGUCUGGAUGGUCUUGUAUUUCCCCGUCUCGGCCCUCGUCACAUUGUUCGGCAACAUCCUGCAGAAUCCCCUUGACCCAAGGGCACGCUCCGAUACGAAGCUCAUGAAUGUAGUCGUCACUUUCUUGUCCAUGCUCGGCGAAGAGGCAGAAACAGGCGGUGUCCACCGCAUGCUGGGUGUCUGCUCCGAGUUUGAGCGGAUUGCCAAGGUUGUGGUCGAGAAGGCAGAGAAGGAGCAUGCAUCACGGCGGAAACGGAAGAAUCAGGAGCAGUCGUCGACCAAAGCAACGACAAAUUCUAACUCCAACGCGACCACCACCACUGCCACCGCGACUACCGCGGCCCAGUCGCCAUCCUUCAACCCGAACCCGAUUCCGCCGACAUCGCGCCCCACCACCGCGAGCUCGACUACUCCUCAACCAACCGGAAUGCACGCGGCGAGCAACGACGGCCACCUCUCCCCACCCCUCAAUGACCGCCGCUCGCCGCAAUACGUGAACGGCAACUACAGCCCCAUGACAGGCACCAUGAGCCAGUCCCCGUCCCCGGGCCACCCACCAACGGGCUGGCACAACGAUUUCACCCCAGACAGCUCCGACUACAAUGCCUAUGCGGACAUGGGCGCGUUUGGGCCCAUGGGCGCCAUAAACGCAGCGGGUAUUGGCGCCGGCGAACUGGCAAGUCCACCGCUUCCCGCCGGCGGAGGCGCAGACUUCUUCCAGCAGCCGAUGUUGCCGCAGGAUCUGUUCAGCUUGCCGAUGACGCUCGACUGGGACUGGGCCGAGAUGAGCGGCGGCGCAUACCCUAGCGUGGAGAAUGGGAAUUACGGAAGUGUGGACACGGGUAUGGGGGGCCAAGGGGCUGGCGGGCAGCAGUCCUCCCAGGGGAGGUAGCAUGGUUGGUGAGGGGGAGGGAAGCGGGUUGUGACGGUUUUGGUGUCAGCGAGUGCCUGAAUUGUACUUGGUACGUCGGCCGCUCGGAUUCGUGUCGCGGGAUCGUUUCCUGGAUGUAUAAUGGCCGUGGAAGCACGCUUAUCGGAGUCGGAUUGUUGGCGGAGAUUUCUUUCUCUUCCUCCGGUGGCGGGACGUGGACGAAGUUUGGGUACGUUUUGGGUACGUUGUUGCAAAGGGUUUGAGUUAGUCGGAAUUCUCAUCUCCUUUUGUUUCUCGC
Thermothielavioides terrestris NRRL 8126 is the source of this 3655-nucleotide messenger RNA. RefSeq lists its product as uncharacterized. Lineage: Eukaryota; Fungi; Ascomycota; Sordariomycetes; Sordariales; Chaetomiaceae. The transcript is spliced from 6 exons. The record is from RefSeq and is a predicted model, not a curated record. Bases 538 to 3378 code for a protein of 946 amino acids. Gene Ontology annotation, molecular function: zinc ion binding; DNA-binding transcription factor activity, RNA polymerase II-specific; DNA binding. Gene Ontology annotation, biological process: regulation of DNA-templated transcription; DNA-templated transcription.